AUGGCAGACCAGCCUUCCAUCCAUGAGGCCACCCUGGCCUGUUACCAGGUCUUUCGAGACUCGGCUGCUGUUCCUGCUCUCCAAGAAUGGGCAGAGAAUUGUUUAGCCGACUUGAAGCUGUGGGCAAAUGGAGCCGGGGCCUUGAAAGUCGGAAAGGCAUCCCUUGAUGCUAGGCUGACCUCGAAUCAGGACGCAAAAGAUUUCGUGCGGAUAAGGAGUGACUUCUUACUAGGAGCGGAUGGGCACGGCGAUGGGUUGGGUCAAGCCAUGCAGGAUGUAAAAUCCAUCAUAGGCCAAUUGAGUCGAAUCAUGACUUCCAUUCGCAAGGCUGGCAUCAAUGCACGAAUUCAAAAGGCCGAUGGUUCAUACGACCCUGGCCAUCCGCAGGUUGAGGCUUUGAAAAACCAUCUGCAGCUGCUAUUACUGUUACUGUCAAGACCCAGAUAUAAUGGCACUCUACAGGCAGAGACUUCCUCGCACGGAGUGCUAUUGGUCUCGUCCAUAGAUGGCACUAUAGUGUCUGAGCCACGGUCUUUGACUGUUAUCCAGCGACGACUCAUUGAGGCAAACCUGAAGCGGAGACACCGAUUCUUGUAUGCUCAGCGUCACGCCAUCAAGCUGUCCGACAGGGAACCCGCCCCAGCAAAGUCGAUACCCACUUCUCGAAAAAUACCACAGCCACUCAUCCUCAAUCCCAACGCAAGGUCAACGGACGAGCCUAAACUUCCCACAGUGUAUAGCACAACGACUGCAACCGAAGUACAAGAUCCAAUCCCGUUUCCGACCCGAGAUAGUGCCCAACCAGCGACUACUAUCAUAUCUGCAAUCAGCUCUCGUGUGACGUAUCCCAAGCCUCCCCAACUGAGACCCGAUCAAAAUGUCUUCCAAUGUCCGUGCUGUUGCCAGACAUUGCCAGCUUCCAUGAGCAGAGGGAGUCAGUGGAAAAAACAUCUCUCCAGAGAUAUUCUUCCCUACACAUGUAUUCUCGAAGAUUGUCCUCGCCCCGAAAGAGAUUACCAUACAAAGGAUCUCUGGCUGUCGCACAUGUUCACAGACCAUGGCGGCUUUUCCCAUUGGGUUUGCCUCGCCUGCAAUGACUCGAGCGAGCGACCAACGUUCCACGAAGAAUCGGCAUUUACUGAACACUUAGAUCAAACGCACUCAGCGGGUAUAAAACCCCAGCACAUACAGAUGUUGGUCUCAGCCUGGCGCCGGAAAACACCAAUCACAAUUGGAUCAUGUCCGCUCUGUGUGCCGACAGACCUGGAUGCCGAUGCCGUUUUGAACCAUGUUGCCGAGCAUUUGCAUUCAUUCUCGCUCAGAUCCUUACCAUGGGCGCCAGGAGACUCUGAGUCUAAUGGGGACUCAUAUGGAGGCUAUUAUGAAGAUCAUCCGUAUUUUGAUACAGCAAAAUCGGAAGAUACAGGAAUAUCGGAAGAUACUGGGAGUGUGGGAUCAGGAUCUAUUGAGUCAUCUGAGCCAGGGAGUCUUCUGGACUAUCUGCCUAUCAAGGAAUACGACGAGGAGCCAACAGAAAAGAACCAAUUGACAGAAGACAAGAUUCACUGUCUUUCGGAAGAUCCGAGUGGUAGCAAGAAUAUGAUGGGCGUGUUUUUAGCUAGCAUCGAGAACGAACAUCCUGCAACGGCACCCUUUCAAACGCCACUAUCGCCAGCAAGCCUUGAUAACGAUCUGCCUGUGGACGAAGAAGAAGAAGGCCGAGACUCUCAAUCCCAUCAUCUUCCAUCAUUGUCACUCACUGUACCUACAGAUUCUGAUAAUAAUGACUCUUCGGCCGAUGAACACCAGGAUUCUACAUCGCAUAAUCUUCCAUCAUUAUCACUCACAGGACCUACAGAUUCUGAUGAUGAGUCUACAACCCCGGGCCUCCUGUCAUCAUCAGUGGCCGAGGAAAGGCUCCUGUCACACGAUCUGUCACGAUAUAUUGAUCUCGAUGCAACUCCGCUCCCCAGAGCUCAGAAGGCUGAAGCUGCCAUAAACGCCGGAGCAGUAGCUGCUGGAUUCUUUUCAAUUUCUCAGAUGGUUCCUAGCCAAUUCAGUCUUCCACAGGAUAUUGCUGCCGCAGGUGAAUUGCCGAGUACCCCUCUUGUCCUUUAUAAGGGAAACCAUUUUCACGAUUCAUUGGACAUGCUCUUUCGGGUGUGUUUCGACUGGGUUUCCGAUUUUUUGGAACCCUUCAGUUUUGUGUUAUGUCGCUCACUCGGUAACCUGCAUCCCGCAAAUAAUCGUGAUCGAAUCCGCGAUGCCAUACUGAAUGGAUCCGACGUUGAUGCGCUUCUUGCUGACCCUAUUCACCGGCAAAAUAUCUUCAUGUCCGUUACGAUGACUAUGAUCUGGGAAUUCAUAUUUACGAGAUAUCUAUUCGGCUUGGAACGGCCAAUACGCUCCGGAAUCAAGCGGCUAGAGAAGGAAUUAGGGCAGACUCUGCCACAGGAAACAGUCAAUCGCUGGCGAGCCACGACGUUGACUUUAUUAGCCCAGGAUACUGAGUUGAAUCAGCAGCAAGAACGUGAUAUUCAAGCUAUUUCAAUUACUAUUAUCGAUACACUGAUGUCUGUACUAUCGGAAAGGAGUCCUUAUAAGCCUCGACUGCGCGAGGAGCUCGAUGAGGUAUUACGCCUUGCUGUGCAACUCUCUGUUGAAAUGCGUACGCAAUUGGCAGACUACAUUAUGCUACCCCCUCUUCAGCCAGAGUAUGACAGUCAAGGCAACUUGACAAGUCAGAUCUUCUUCAAUGCCUCGUUGAUGCAUGAUGAGAGUGGCGUGUAUGCAUCGGAUGAACAGGCACAAACUGAACAGGCUGUUGUUCGCUUCGUCCUUUUCCCAUUGGUAGUGAAAAAGAGCGACGACGAUGGCAAAGGAGACGAAGAGGUGGUUGUUUAUCCAGCUCAGGUGGUGGUAUCAGAUACGUCAGACAGUGAUAGACAACAUCCGUCGCCCGCUCAUGACACAAGAGAUUUUGAUGCUGCAAACGACGAGGCAGAUGAUGAUUCGGACAGGACUUCGGCAGGUAGCGCUCCAAGUCAAGUGUCGGUCGAUGUUAGAGGAGUGCCACUUUAG
Messenger RNA from Aspergillus costaricaensis CBS 115574, 3081 nucleotides. RefSeq lists its product as uncharacterized. Lineage: Eukaryota; Fungi; Ascomycota; Eurotiomycetes; Eurotiales; Aspergillaceae. The record is from RefSeq and is a predicted model, not a curated record. The transcript has 5 exons. The coding region runs from base 1 to 3081 and encodes 1026 amino acids.